CGCGCAAAGUUUCGGUGAGGGUCGAUAUGGCUAUGGUGGCGUGGAGAAACCCCGAGGGCGUCGGGGACACUCAGGGGACCCUGUCCUCCCCCGUGUCCCAGGUGGCACCUCUGUCUCUGCCCGGGGAGCUGACGGGACACAUGAACCCGGCCUCCUCUCUGGAAGUACCUCCGGCGGCAGCGGCACCCCAGGGCGCACCGCCGCCCAAUCCGUCCAGCACCGCCACCGCGACCAGCACCACCAACAAUAACAACAACACCUCCUCCUCCUCCUCCUCUUCCUCGUCCAUGGACAAGCAGCAGAGCCAACAGAUCGAGUGCAUCGUGUGCGGGGAUAAAUCCAGCGGGAAGCACUACGGACAGUUCACAUGUGAGGGAUGUAAGAGCUUCUUCAAACGCAGUGUCAGGCGGAACCUGACCUACACCUGCAGGGCCAACAGGAACUGUCCCGUAGACCAGCACCACCGCAACCAGUGCCAGUACUGCCGCCUCAAGAAAUGCCUCAAAGUCGGCAUGAGAAGGGAAGUGCUGUUUUUCGUCGCAGCUGUCCAAAGAGGCAGACUUCCCACCCAGUCUUAUCACGGCCAGUUUGCUCUGACGAACGGAGACCCUCUGCAAUGCCAUUCCUACCUGUCGGGAUACAUCUCUCUCCUGCUGCGGGCCGAGCCCUACCCGACCUCCAGGUUCGGCUCGCAGUGCCUGCAGAACAACAACAUCAUGGGCAUCGAGAACAUCUGUGAGCUGGCGGCCCGCAUGCUCUUCAGCGCAGUGGAGUGGGCCCGCAACAUCCCUUUCUUCCCGGACCUGCAGGUAGCGGACCAGGUGGCCCUGCUGCGCCUCACCUGGAGCGAACUGUUCGUGCUGAACGCCGCCCAGUGCUCCAUGCCCGUCCACGUCGCCCCGCUGCUGGCCGCCGCCGGCCUCCACGCCUCCCCGAUGUCUGCGGACCGGGUAGUGGCCUUCAUGGACCACAUCCGGGUCUUCCAGGAGCAGGUGGAGAAGCUCAAGGUGCUGCACGUGGAUUCGGCAGAGUACAGCUGCAUCAAGGCCAUCGUGCUGUUCACCACAGAUGCUUGUGGUCUGUCGGAUGUGGCCCAUGUGGAGGGUCUGCAGGAGAAAUCCCAGUGUGCUUUAGAGGAGUAUGUGAGGAGCCAGUAUCCCAACCAGCCUAACAGGUUUGGGAAGCUGCUGCUCCGCUUGCCUUCCCUCCGCACCGUCUCCUCUUCUGUCAUAGAGCAGCUUUUCUUCGUCCGUCUGGUGGGGAAAACCCCCAUAGAAACUCUGAUAAGGGACAUGCUGCUGUCGGGGAGUAGCUUCAACUGGCCUUACAUGCCUAUUCAAUAGAGGAGAAAGCUGCAGCGGUGCUGCAAAGGUCAGGAAAGGUCUCACACCUCACAUCAAGUCAUGUCAGCUACUGCAGCUUAAAAUGUCUGUUGCUUUGAACAAGGAAAAAAAAAACUUCCAGUGGACUGAGAUAAUUACAGAAAUGUUCAAGUUAAAAAAUGUGUUUAGUUUCCCCAUUUUCUUGAUACCAGAGGAGUGAUCUGCCUUAUUCUGCGUUUCGUUUCCUACGUUUCUGGAAAGGUCCCAGAAAAAAAUGAACCAUUUGGGCAACGAGGAACGAUCUGACCCCACUGGCAGAAUUUUUUACUUGUUCAAAUUAAGAGAAACAAUAUUUCAUGGGAUGAAAUGACUGGUUAUGAUGGACAUUUUUUACAGCGUGGUGACCACUCACCAUCUAUGGUUUUUGGGAUAACAAACAAUAUUUAUUGGACCCUGUGUGUAUAUU
This is a messenger RNA of Xiphias gladius (swordfish), 1788 nucleotides long. Its product is annotated as COUP transcription factor 2-like. Gene Ontology annotation, molecular function: RNA polymerase II cis-regulatory region sequence-specific DNA binding; retinoic acid binding; zinc ion binding. NCBI's taxonomy places the organism in Eukaryota, Metazoa, Chordata, Actinopteri, Istiophoriformes, Xiphiidae. Gene Ontology annotation, biological process: cell differentiation; anatomical structure development; negative regulation of transcription by RNA polymerase II. The coding region runs from base 27 to 1343 and encodes 438 amino acids. The record is from RefSeq and is a predicted model, not a curated record. The transcript has 3 exons.